AUGUAUAAGGUAUGUUUGAAAAUCGUUCUAAUAUUCAAUUUUGGAAUAUUGGACGCAAAAUGGCCAAAUCCCGAAAAUGACACAUUGGUAUUCAUCGCCAAUCCUGUGGAAGCCGACAUGCCAGGUCACUGGAUACCAUUGAGCAUAGUAAAAAUUAUGUUAUCAGGAUCCACUGAAAAUGGUAUAAAAAAACUAGCCUAUAUUGAAACAGUAUCAGUAAAAACUACAGCAAGAAUGACGACAACAGAAGCAACAAGCACAACGACGCCAACAAAAACAGAAACAACAUCCACGCCAAUGACAACAAUUAUAACAACAGAUGAGGUUCCUUCAACGACUAAUCCUACAACAAGUACUACAACAACAAAGACAACACCGCCACCACCACCACCAACGCAGCCUCCAGAGACAGAAAUGACAACUACUGUAACAACUACGACACCAAAAACUACUACUGAAGCUUCGACUACGACAUCUUCGACACCAACGACAACAACGACCCCGACGACGACGACAACAACAACCCCUACAACAACCACCAUUACAACAACUACCACACCGACAACUACGACACCAACAACUACGACUCCGACAACUACAACGAAACGAGGCCCAAAACGAGGCAAACCAGUGACAGACAGUCACGAUAACAUGAAUAAUAAAUAA
This is a messenger RNA of Vanessa atalanta (red admiral), 666 nucleotides long. Its product is annotated as integumentary mucin C.1-like. The transcript has a single exon. Bases 1 to 666 code for a protein of 221 amino acids. The record is from RefSeq and is a predicted model, not a curated record. Lineage: Eukaryota; Metazoa; Arthropoda; Insecta; Lepidoptera; Nymphalidae.